Messenger RNA from Aspergillus niger, 1158 nucleotides. RefSeq lists its product as uncharacterized. Gene Ontology annotation, biological process: inner mitochondrial membrane organization; cardiolipin acyl-chain remodeling. NCBI's taxonomy places the organism in Eukaryota, Fungi, Ascomycota, Eurotiomycetes, Eurotiales, Aspergillaceae. Gene Ontology annotation, molecular function: 1-acylglycerophosphocholine O-acyltransferase activity. The record is from RefSeq and is a predicted model, not a curated record. The transcript has 4 exons. Gene Ontology annotation, cellular component: mitochondrial membrane. The coding region runs from base 1 to 1158 and encodes 385 amino acids.
AUGUCGCGCUCUACGGAUUCUGGCGGCGCAACGGCCGAUGCGCCCUCACUUCCCUGGAGGGCCUUGUCCUCCACCACCAUUUUCGGGGUUGCCGCAUUAUGCCGCUCGUUUCUAUUCCUCUGCAGUCGGCCACAGGCAAAUGGAUUGGAUCAGUUCCUCGAGCUCCUCGACUCGAGGAGUGAUCCCUCGCAGAGAACCAGAGGCUUGCUCACAGUUUCGAAUCAUACCAGCGUGAUGGAUGAUCCGAUCAUGUGGGGAUUUCUGCCAAUGCGAUAUAACUUUGGGCUUGCGUCCUGGAAUAAACGAUGGGGGUUUGGAAGCCACGACAUCUGCUAUCAGACUAGGCCAUUAGCACUUUUCUUUACUAUGGGCCAAGUCCUGCCGACACACCGAUCGGCUCAUUCGCAAUACGGUGGCCUCGCCCAGCCUGUCGUCACUCAGGCGAUCCGACUCCUGUCGAAGGGGCCAUUCCCCGCUGACCCUCAUCUCGCUAUCCCCGAACGUCAAUCGUGGAGUCUACAGAAUGUCUGCGUCGAUCCGUUUUCCGAUCUACCCACAGCGUACACCACCGAUGGCCAUGACUCCCAUCUAUCGCCGUCCUCUUACGCCUGCAACUCGUAUUCCUGGUUCCACAUAUUCCCAGAGGGAAAGAUCCACCAAGCGCCGAACAAGACUAUGCGCUACUUCAAAUGGGGCGUGGCACGACUUAUCCUCGAGGCUAGCGAAUGCCCGGAUGUGGUACCGAUAUGGCUAGAGGGCUUUGACCAGGUCAUGCACGAAAGCCGCGAAUUCCCACGGUUCCUGCCUCGUGUCGGAAAGGAAGUCAGCAUCACUUUCGGGCAGAAAGUAGAUAGAGAGGCGGUUUUCGGGGAAUACAGAAGGCGUUGGCAGAAGAUCAGGGCCAAGGCUGAACGUGUAGCCCCGGAGACUCGCGACUUGCCGUUUGGAGUGCUAAACGACCAGCUUUUAUAUGACCCUGAAGCAGUUGAGCUGCGAAAGGAGGUCACCAAGAAGGUCCGGGAUCUCGUUCUCGAUGUCCGGCGGACUAGGGGAUUGUCGGACGAAGACCCGAAGGAAGGCCUGGUGGAGACAUGGAUGCAAGAGGGCCCUAAGCGCGAGGGUAAGAUGGACGAUGAUUCAUGGGUCCGCGACAUUUGA